AUGGGUGAUUUGCCAUCACAAAGGAUCUCGCAAAGUCGUCCCUUUUCGAAUACUGGGUGCGAUUAUGCAGGGCCAUUCAACAUAAAAUUGUCCAAAGGUCGUAAUCCAAAGACGUCAAAAGCAUACAUAUGCCUAUUUGUGUGUAUGGCCACUAAAGCCAUCCACCUCGAGCUAGUGAGUGACCUUACUUCCGAAGCGUUUCUUGCCGCAUUUCGUCGAUUUGUGUCUCGUCGUGGAUUAUGUUCGAACGUUUACUCGGACAAUGGAACCAACUUCCAAGGCGCACGUCGGUGUCUCAACGAGAUGCAUAAGUUGGUGUUAUCAGAAGCGUAUAACGAAGAGGUUGCAACGUCACUUGCUAAGGACAGCAUCGCAUGGCACUUCAUCCCCCCAUCGUCACCACACUUUGGCGGUCUUUGGGAGGCAGGUGUCAAGUCGGUCAAAUUUCACCUUCGACGAGUAGUCGGAGCAACGAUUCUUACAUUUGAAGAAAUGUACACCGUUCUCACUCAGAUCGAAGCUGUUCUGAAUUCUCGUCCUCUUUGUGUUAUAUCCGAUCAAGAUUUAAACCCUCUAACCCCCGCUCAUUUUAUUAUAGGUGAACCGUUUACUGCUGUCCCGGAGCCUACCACUUUAAACACGCCACUAAAUCGACUCACACAUUGGAAUCACCUACAAAAUAUGGUUCAAGGUUUUUGGAAACGGUGGCACAUGGAGUAUAUCACCACACUUCAAGAACGGCCAAAGUGGAAGCAGCAGAGUCCAAACCUAAAACCAGGGGACCUUGUUAUAAUAAAGGAACCAAAUCUUCCCCCAACAAAGUGGCUACUUGGCAAAAUCACAGCAACAACUCAAGGUACAGAUGGUCGAGUACGAGUUGCAACUGUAAAAACGAGUGGUGGAACCUUUGUUCGUGCAAUCACCAAGCUGGCAGUUGUACCCAUGUCCUGA
Molecule: messenger RNA, 951 nt
Organism: Eupeodes corollae
Lineage: Eukaryota; Metazoa; Arthropoda; Insecta; Diptera; Syrphidae
Exons: 1
Coding region: 1-951 (316 amino acids)
Biological process (GO): DNA integration
Molecular function (GO): nucleic acid binding
Source: RefSeq, a predicted model, not a curated record